Messenger RNA from Kwoniella botswanensis, 780 nucleotides. RefSeq lists its product as uncharacterized. The record is from RefSeq and is a predicted model, not a curated record. Bases 1 to 780 code for a protein of 259 amino acids. Gene Ontology annotation, molecular function: U2 snRNA binding; protein binding. The transcript has 8 exons. Gene Ontology annotation, cellular component: U2 snRNP. Gene Ontology annotation, biological process: mRNA splicing, via spliceosome. Lineage: Eukaryota; Fungi; Basidiomycota; Tremellomycetes; Tremellales; Cryptococcaceae.
AUGAGGCUCACUCCAGAUUAUGUAUCAAAAGCACCCUCACAUUUAAAUCCACUGAAAGAACGUGAAUUGGAGUUGAGGGGUUUGCAAAUACCUGUUAUCGAAAACUUGGCAUCCCAUCAAGGAUCGUAUGACACCCUCAACCUGACUGAUAAUUCAAUAACGGUAUUGGGUAAUAUACCUCAUUCACCGCGAUUAACAGCUAUACAUGCCGCUCAGAAUCAAAUAUCAACAAUCAGCCCGUCAUUACCUCCUAAUAUACCUAACCUCGUAACACUAGUCCUCACCAACAAUGCUAUCUCAUCCCUCUCCACUCUUCUUCCAUUAGAAUCCUUAACAUCCUUACGGCAUUUGGUAUUGAGGGGGAACCCGGUGACGGAGCAUGAGCAUUAUAAGGAGUUUGUGGUGUGGAAGGUGGCCAAAGGCAACCUUCACGUCCUAGAUUACACCCGAAUAAAAGAUUCACUUCGUGAACAAUCUAAGAAACUUCUUUUGGACUCUUCGACGGGUCUACCGAACAGCUUAGCCCAUCAGUUAUCUAUUCCUACUACCUCAUCUGUAUCAUCAUCGGCGUUCAGCUCGAAUAUAAACAAGAAUGCAAGUAUCGCGAAAGGAGGUAAAGGAAGAUUGAUGACUCCCGAUGAGAAGCGACGGGUGGUGGAAGCUCUGACAAGGGCAAAGACCUCAGAGGAAGUUAGGAAGUUGGAGAGGAUGUUGGCGGAUGGAAUCGUUCCGGAAGGUGGGGUAGAGGAGAGUAUAAAAGAGGGAGUUAAUGGAUCAUAG